Messenger RNA from Musa acuminata AAA Group (dessert banana), 1245 nucleotides. Its product is annotated as probable adenylate kinase 7, mitochondrial. The record is from RefSeq and is a predicted model, not a curated record. Gene Ontology annotation, molecular function: AMP kinase activity; ATP binding. Gene Ontology annotation, biological process: nucleobase-containing compound metabolic process. NCBI's taxonomy places the organism in Eukaryota, Viridiplantae, Streptophyta, Magnoliopsida, Zingiberales, Musaceae. Bases 143 to 1033 code for a protein of 296 amino acids. Gene Ontology annotation, cellular component: cytoplasm; mitochondrion. The transcript has 4 exons.
GUAAUGUCGAUGACGAAUUAUAUGCCUUAGUCGGAACCCUUUCGCCUCCUUCGGAAAGCUGUGUCCUUCCGGACGGAGGUCGUAAAACCCUUCCACGUCGCUGGCGAGAACGAAAAAGGGAUCGAAGUCUGCCUCAGCCGCCAUGGCCGGGAUUUGUCGCUUGGGCACCGCCGCCACGCGAUCCCUUGCGCGGCGGAUGAUAGCGGCGCCGCCGCACCGCCGGUCCUUCAGCGCAGUCGCGUUGGCGGAUUACUGGACGGAAUGGGAGGAGGAGGAGGAGGAGGACAAGGAGCGUUGCCGGCACGCGAUGACCGCGGCGGAGGCGUGUGGGGAGAGAGAGCCGGGUGGGGUGCAGUGGGUGUUCAUGGGGAGCCCCGCCGCCCAGAGGCACGUGUACGCCACGCGCGUGGCGAAGCUCCUCGACGUCCCGUACAUCUCGAUGGGCUCCCUCGUCCGCCAGGAACUUAACCCCAGUUCCUGCCUCUACAAUCAAAUUGUGAAUGCUAUGAAUGGUGGGAGGCUGGUGCCGCAGGAAAUCGUAUUCGGCUUGUUGUCAAAAAGACUCGAGGAAGGAUACCAGAGAGGUGAAACUGGAUUCAUUCUUGAUGGAAUCCCACGAACCAGGAUUCAGGCUGAGAUACUUGAUCAAAUAGCGGAUAUCAAUUUGGUAGUGAACUUGAAAUGCACACACUGCUUGGUCAAGCAACACUUUGGUACUAAUAUUUGUUCGCACUGUGGAAAGGCAUUUGAUGCGAUCAACUCAGAAUCAACAAGCCUUAGUCCUUGCUUGGCUACACGUACAAGACAUGAUCAACUUAAAUCAUCUGCUGCAGUAGACAUGAAGGAUCUCAGGAUGGAAAAGUUCCGUCUCUAUUCUGAGCAGAUCCAGCUGCUGGAAGAAUACUACAGGAAGCAGAAGAAGCUUUUGGAUGUACAAGUCACCGGUGGCCCAGCUGAAACCUGGCGUGGCCUUUUAGCUGCACUACAUCUCCAGCAUAUGGACACCGCCACUGCCCAGAAGCUCACGGUCUAAGUUUCUGGCGGUGUUCUUCUGCCUCGCUGCGGAGUUCACUCGAACUCCUUUUUCAAGGAGCAACUGUUGCUUCUAUUUUUUCUGUUGGUGGAUGGAGAAUCAUCAGUGACUUUGUGAUGCUGCGGCUAAUGACAAAUUGUUAUUUGAGUGGUAAUGACAGUGUAUCAAUGACGCUCGCAAGGUGUUUGUGUAGCCUUUGUAUACUUCUUGUA